Messenger RNA from Dreissena polymorpha, 972 nucleotides. Its product is annotated as embryonic polarity protein dorsal-like. Gene Ontology annotation, biological process: non-canonical NF-kappaB signal transduction; inflammatory response; innate immune response. NCBI's taxonomy places the organism in Eukaryota, Metazoa, Mollusca, Bivalvia, Myida, Dreissenidae. Gene Ontology annotation, cellular component: cytoplasm. The transcript has 8 exons. The record is from RefSeq and is a predicted model, not a curated record. Gene Ontology annotation, molecular function: DNA binding; DNA-binding transcription factor activity.
AUGGAUCCAAAUCUAAAUACAGCAGCAACACCCAAGCCGAACGGGGCCUCUAAUCAGCCUACGCGGGGGACCCUAGCGGUUGGCCCAUAUGUUGAAAUAGUGGAGCAGCCAAAGGCCCGGGGAAUGAGAUUCCGUAAUGAGUGCGAAGGAAGAUCUGCAGGAAGCAUUCCGGGAGAAUCCAGCACCCCGGAACGAAAAACCUUUCCUGCAAUGAAGGUACACAACUACAGCGGCCCAGCAGAGAUUGUUGUCUCAUGUGUCACGAAAGACGACCCAUACAAGCCACACCCCCACAAUCUCGUGGGAAAAGACUGCAAGAAGGGGGUGUGCACGCUACGCAUACGCGACACCGCGACAGUCACAUUCCCACAUCUGGGAAUACAGUGUGCCAAAAAGAAAGAUGUGGAGGGGAAUUUGAAGCUGAGGCAGGAGAUAAAUGUGGACCCCUUUUAGAUGGGUUUCAAGCACAAGGGACAGAAUAUCGACCUGAACGUUGUGAGGCUGUGUUUCCAAGUGUUCUUGCCAGAUGAACAAGGGAAGAUAACCGGGAUUGUGAAGCCUGUUGUGUCCCAGGCUAUCCAUGAUAAAAAGGCGCUGAAUGACCUGGUGAUCUGCCAACCAACGUCUGGGAAAGCUAAGGGUGGGGAUGAGGUAGUUCUACUGUGUGAAAAGAUCAACCGAGAUGAUGUGCGGGUGAGAUUUUACCUAGAGCAGCAGGGGCAUGUUGUGUGGGAAGCCUUUGGUGAUUUUGGACAGAACGAAGUUCAUCGUCAGUUUGCGAUCAAGUUUAAGACGCCUCCAUUUAUGGACCAGAACAUACGGCAGCCAGUGGUUGUAGAAAUGCAGCUGCAGAGAAGCUCAGAUCUGGAAGGCUGUGACUCGAUAUGGUUCACAUACGAGCCCGAAGAUCCAGGUAAGAAUCUUGUGUUUUUUAAAGGUGGAUGUUCCAGUAUAACUGUGUUACUCACUUAA